Molecule: messenger RNA, 5287 nt
Organism: Xiphophorus couchianus (Monterrey platyfish)
Lineage: Eukaryota; Metazoa; Chordata; Actinopteri; Cyprinodontiformes; Poeciliidae
Product: shaker-related potassium channel tsha2
Exons: 2
Coding region: 1036-2478 (480 amino acids)
Biological process (GO): protein homooligomerization; action potential; potassium ion transmembrane transport
Cellular component (GO): membrane; voltage-gated potassium channel complex
Molecular function (GO): protein binding; delayed rectifier potassium channel activity
Source: RefSeq, a predicted model, not a curated record
GGAAAACAAUAAAAGAUACUACAGAUUUAUAUUUAUACAGAUUUAUAUGUAUAUAUCCAGUAACAUAAGCUACACUAACACUAAUUAGCCACAUAGUUCAGAUUAAAAUCUAACAUGAUGCAUUCAAGUCUGACAGCAUGUGUAAAAGUUUCAAGGGUGUAAAACCUUUUGCAGUGGCAGUAUCUGUAUUAAAAUGAACUUGAUGCCGUUUGUGUCUCUGUUCCUGCUUCUGCUCGUUUCUUCAGUUAUUUUCUGAAUGACUCCCCCCCUCCUCGGGGUCAAUCCAUGGGAAAAGAAAGUUUUCCUGCAGCCCUGAGAGAAAUCCAGUUAUUUUCGGACAACACGUCACCGGUUUUAGUUGCAGCCCAGAAACUUCUUUCCAUCAUCCAGCUCGCUUUCUUCCCUCUCUCUCUCUCUAUGAACUUGUUGCACAGCUGUGUUGUUCCCCGUUCUCACGCACGGCGCCGCACGCCCGCAGCGGCGCACACAUGAGCGGGCAGCUUGAGGAAACGUCAGCAGGUUUCGGCUCGCUGCGUGACAUUGCGGUGCCCGUUUUCCUUUCAGCGAACGACUCAAGGAUGGACGCGUGACGCACCGAGCCACAGGUAUUCAUUUAGCGGGGGAUCGUUGAGGAUUUCUGCGGGAUUUUUUCAAAAAAAUGUUUGCAUGAAAUCUCUUCCAUUUUUGGAGGUUUAUUCCUCAAGAUGCAUGGUUAUUUUUUGGAGCGUAAACAGCGACCCAUGUGAUAACCUUGAACCAACAGGUUCAUUACGCACGACACUUUAUGUCGGAAAAUACAGUUUUUUCUCAAUUGUGACUCAUUUAUGGUCAUGAAAUCAGAUUAAUCUCGAGCAUAUGUGCUUGCAUGUGUGUUUUUAUUUCCUCCUCAGUGAGGGAGCGUGCACACACGUCAGCUCGGGGAGGGCAAAGCCUGCUUAAAAUGCAGCGAAUGUGACAGCCGAGCCCACAGUCCAGACUACAGCAGCGCCUGGACUGGAAAGGUGAAGCGGGGCGGGGGCGGGGGGCACCAGCAGCAUGACCGUGGUGCCCGGGGAGAACCUGGAUGAGACGGUGGCACUGGCCGCGCUGUCCGCCCAGGAUGUGUACGACCCGGAGCGAGCCGACAACCAGGAGUGCUGCGAGCGGGUGGUCAUCAACAUCUCCGGGCUGCGCUUCGAGACGCAGCUGAAGACCCUGGCCCAGUUCCCCGCCACUCUGCUGGGGGACCCGCGCAAAAGGAUGCGGUUCUUCGAUCCGCUCAGGAACGAGUACUUCUUUGACCGGAACCGACCCAGCUUCGAUGCCAUCCUGUACUACUACCAGUCUGGCGGACGGCUCCGGAGACCCGUCAACGUGCCGGUGGACAUCUUCAUGGAGGAGAUCAAGUUCUAUGAGCUGGGGGAGGAGGUAAUCGAGAACUUUAAGGAGGAUGAAGGGUUCAUCAAGGAGGAGGAGCGGCCGCUGCCUGAGAACGAGUUCCAGCGGCAGGUCUGGCUCCUGUUCGAGUACCCCGAGAGCUCCGGACCCGCUCGGGGCAUCGCCAUCGUCUCUGUGCUGGUCAUCCUCAUCUCCAUCGUCAUCUUCUGCUUGGAGACCUUACCCGAGUUCAGGGAGGAGGCCCGGAUCUUUGAUGGGAUGAUUCCGACAAACGGCACCGCGGGCGCCGAGCCACAGAACCCGUUCACGGACCCAUUCUUCAUUGUGGAGACGCUCUGCAUCAUCUGGUUCUCCUUCGAGCUGCUGGUCCGGUUCCUCGCCUGCCCCAGCAAGCCCGCCUUCUUCAAGAACAUCAUGAACACCAUCGACAUCGUGGCCAUCAUGCCCUACUUCAUCACGCUGGGGCUGGAGCUGGCGGAGCACCAGGGCAACGGCCAGCAGGCCAUGUCGCUGGCCAUACUAAGGGUCAUCCGCCUGGUCCGGGUCUUCCGCAUCUUCAAGCUCUCACGGCACUCCAAGGGGCUGCAGAUCCUGGGGAAGACGCUGCAGGCCAGCAUGCGGGAACUGGGCCUCCUCAUCUUCUUCCUCUUCAUCGGGGUCAUCCUCUUCUCCAGCGCCGUGUACUUCGCGGAGACCGACGACCCGGAGUCGGGCUUCAGCAGCAUCCCGGACGCCUUCUGGUGGGCCGUGGUUUCCAUGACGACGGUGGGCUACGGCGACAUGUGUCCAGUGACCAUCGGUGGGAAGAUCGUGGGCUCCCUGUGCGCCAUCGCCGGAGUCCUGACCAUCGCGCUUCCGGUUCCGGUCAUCGUCUCCAACUUCAACUACUUCUACCACCGGGAGACCGAGCACGAGGAGCAGUUCCAGUACACGCACGUGACCUGCGGGCAGCAGCAGGCGCCGUUCGGCGAGUUCAAGCGGAGCGACAGCCGGCCGUCGCUGUCCAAGUCCGACUACCCGGACAGCGAGGACGCGGACUCCGUCAAGUACACGAACUGCAGCCCGCACAAGGCGUACGGCGGGAAGCUGACGGACGUCUGAGGCGCCUUGUUUCCGCCAUCAGAGGGAAUGUUUUCAGUUGGAUCCCCUCUCCACUCCCGACACGGUCUUCCAUCCAGCAGGACAACUGAUCAGCCUCUGUAGCACUUUACUGUCAUUAGUGAGCAGCUUUAAGGUUUACAUUCUUCUGACACGGGACCAAAUUAAAACUCAGUUUUAAACUUAAAAAAAAAAAGCCUGCGAGACAACACGCAGGGUUAGGAGUAAGAAAAAACAAAAACAAGAAAACCCUCAUUGAAUUAAACACAACAAAUCUGACGUGAAGCUUUUUCCAAUACAACACCGCCAUCGUGUGGUCAAAGCGGCUCACUGCGCCGCCGUGGCAGAUGCAGUUUCCAUGGCAACCUUCCAGACUUUUCUGUUGUUGUCUGGUGCAGGAGCAAAAAGUGAGGAGGCUCCAAACCACCAUGUUGUGGAAACAUCCAUGUUAUUAAAAAAAAAAAAACAACACAAAAACUGAGAUGCUCAGCAGCUAAUUACUAAAGACAAGUUAAAAGAAAUUAUUAACUACAAUAAAAUACUAAGAUUAUAGUUACAGCAGCAAUUUAAUACAUUAACAGUUCAGUUUUAGAUGUUUCAGAGCUCAACCUCGUCUAUCGUGGAUAUAAAUAUGUUCAAAAAGAUAAUUUAAAGAAAAAUAUAUAAAGUAAGACAUUAAAAUAAAAAAUCAAGUAUUAACAGAAAAUACUAAAUUAUAUUCACGCUUUAUAGUUGUACAGUAGCACAAAAAGGUUAAAAAUAGAAACAUAAAUUGUAAUACGUAAAUUAAAAUGAAAUAUAAUUUUUUUUAGGGGAUUUUAAGAUAAAAUGCAAAUCAAGAACUAGUUUAAACUAUUAAAUUUAAUCUAUUUAAAUGAGUUCAAGUCUGAAAAGCUAUCAAACUUUUCAACAAAUCAUUGCACUGCUAAAUAUUUUGGGUUCUAAAAUAAUAAUGAAUAAUAAUUUAAGUUUAAUGCACAAAAAAACAAGAAUGCAUGAAGAAAUUGGGAAACAAAACAUCAUAGGAUUUUCCUUUAACGGAGUUAAGAAAUAAUAUUUUUUUAAAAAUCCCAAGCUCAAAUAGUUUUUCAAAAAUAAAUUUAAAGUAUUUAAAAUAAAAAGAUCAGUCUCUUGCUUUCAUAGAGAUCCCCAGCGGUUCUGAUCCAUACCUGAUCCAAGCUGAAGGCCCUUCAGUGUUGGAGCUUCCUGGUCCAGCUGCACCUGGACUCACCUGGACAGCGGGCGGAGCAGGCGGAGCUGCUGGAGACAAAAACAGAGGAUUUUUAACAAGCUGACGGAGUAAAAACCUUCGCUGGAGUUUAUCAGACUGAUGGAUGCUUGAAGGAAAAGUCCGACGGCUCUUCAGCUCAUACAAACAUUCGGUUCUGGUCCCACAAGGGAAAGAUUGACGAACCUCACUAACCCACUCCAGCUGCCACCAUCCUCCUCAUCCUCUCCAGCUUCUCUCCUCGGAUGAAGAAAAAAAAAAACAAAGCUUGGAUUAAAUACAAAAACAAAACUUCACGAGAAACUCGGCUUACUCUCGGAUUUUUACAGAGCACAGACUCUGAGGUACGAAUCAAACGUUACUUGAAUCAUCAGCUAUGUCCUGCGUAUACUUAGAUGUUGUUUGGGAGGUUUCUCCUGUUGCUGUAGAGAACAAGAACUUGUUGUUGCUGUCUGUAUGUCGCAUAUCAUAUCCAAACCAAAUCACUGCAUGCUUGGAAAGUAGAGCAUGUAAACAGAAGAAACGUGGGAACAACAUCGACAGCUCGCAGAUACGGAGAAGUUAUCCUGUCAGACAGAUGACUUUAGUUUUUUAAAGUAUCAUACUAUAUAUGUUUUAUACUGGGAGGUUGACAUGGUGAAUUAUUUUGUAGAUUUUUAACUUUCUUUUUUUUUGCCUUGGUGAAAACAAAGCAGCUCCAGCAGGCAACUCUGAUGAACAUGUCUGCACCAGUGGGAGGAAAAAUGGGGGUAAAAGUGUGAAAAUGCAUUAAAUCCAGACAUCCGUUUAUAUCUGAAUGUUUCUGUUUGGAUCUCUGAUCAGAAUGCUGUAUUCCUGAUUUAUCACUACCUCAGUGUCAUCUCACUGAAAAAAUAAGCUUUAACACCUGAAGGACUGAUUAUUGUCACGAACACCGCUCAAGUUAUCUAAAAUGUUCUCAAUUUAACCUCUAAAAUAUACAAAGAACUAAACUAUAAAGAUGUUUUCACCUUGAUAUCAGGUAGAAAAGCACAUUUAGAGAAACUUAAUGAGCCUCAGAUGUCCAGCCUGGGUGAGAAAAGUAGCUUUUUUGCACAUUGUUUUGUUUUUGCAUUUUCUAUUAGGUUAAAAGGCAAUAAGGUCCUGCAGAGUGGCUCUGCCUGUCUUCAACAUUUAACAAGAAAUCAGUCCAGCACAAAUUUGAAUUUUAAAUAUAUCUGAAAUUUGGGAAGACAAAUAAACUGGGGAACUGUAGCACUUUUUAAUAUUGCUCAAAUUUCUCUCAAAUUAUCUAAAAGAUUCACAUUUAUUUGGAGCACGAUGAGCUGCAGGUGGAAACAAACCCCCAAGAUGGCAGUGUUUUUCUUUGUGGUUCAUUUUUAGCUUCUUAACUUUUAUUUCAAAAUAUUUGAGAUUUAAAAAUAUAAAAACAAAACGACUGACACAUUUAUGUGUCAGUCAUAAAUGUUAACUACUUUCGGUUUCCCUCUGCAACGAAGCUGAAAAUAAAUAAAAACUCAUUUGAGAAAUAUUGGAUCUAAAAUGCUGGGAGAAUUUUAAGCUUUUGUUAAUUAAAUCACUGUUUCUCAGCAUAAUACUGAAAAU